Messenger RNA from Pogona vitticeps (central bearded dragon), 3617 nucleotides. It is a transcript of the gene DPY19L1, whose product is annotated as dpy-19 like C-mannosyltransferase 1. Gene Ontology annotation, cellular component: nuclear inner membrane. Lineage: Eukaryota; Metazoa; Chordata; Lepidosauria; Squamata; Agamidae. The record is from RefSeq and is a predicted model, not a curated record. Gene Ontology annotation, molecular function: mannosyltransferase activity.
GCGGCCACUUGGGUCCGUGGGCUGCAGCAGACUCUGAAGCGGCAUCUGCCCGGCGGGGCGGCUCCUGCUGCUGCUGCUGCCAUGAAGCGAGGAGGGUCCAGCAGGAGAGGGGCCAAGAGCGACGGCCAGAAGCCGAGGAAGGACCGCGCGGGCCCCGCGGUGGGCGAAUGGCAAGGCUGGCUUCGCGAUGCUCUGAAAGAAACAGGAGUCUUCAUUGCAAAAGUGGAUAACAAGAUAUGGCUUACCCUUCUAAUUGCUGUCAUUAUAGGAAUUCUUCACUGGUACUAUAUAUCAACUCUCUUUGAAAAUGACCGCCAUUUUUCUCAUCUUUCAGCUCUGGAAAAAGAAAUGUCUUUCAGAACCGAAAUGGGUCUUUAUUACUCCUAUUUCAAGACCAUCAUUGAAGCACCAUCCUUUUUUAAUGGUGUCUGGAUGAUAAUGAAUGACAAUCUGACUGAAUAUCCUGCUACAAUCAAUACACUGAAGAGGUUUAAUCUCUAUCCAGAGAUUGUACUUGCAAACUGGUACCGCAUGUAUACGGGAAUAAUGGAUGCUGCUGGUAUUAAGACACAACACUGUUGGAAUGUGAAUAGGGGAGAAGAUAUCAGCCCAGUGGAAAGCUGCGAAGGUUUGGGAGACCCUGCUUCUUUUUAUGUGGCUAUAGUGUUUCUUCUGAAUGGAUUAAUGGUAUCGGUGUUUUUCCUAUAUGGUACAUAUCUCAGUGGAAGCAGAUCUGGUGGUCUGCUUACAGUGGCAUGCUUUUUUUUCAACCAUGGAGAGAGUACUCGUGUGAUGUGGACUCCUCCUCUACGUGAAAGCUUCUCUUAUCCAUUCCUUGUCAUUCAGAUGCUAUUACUAACAUAUAUUCUCAGGACUCAGAAUAUUAAUAGAAGAAGCCUGAUUGCACUAUCUGUUUCUAAUGUUUUUUUCAUGCUUCCAUGGCAGUUUGCUCAGUUUGUUCUUCUGACACAGGUUGCAUCCCUUUUUGGUGUAUAUAUUUUAGGAUUCAUUGAUUCAUCCAAACUACAGAAGAUACUUUAUGCACAUAUGGCAUCACUCGGAGUAUGUUUUGUCCUUAUGUUUGGAAACUCUAUGUUGCUGACAUCUUUUUAUGCUGCUGCUUUGAUAGUUAGUUGGGGCAUUUUGGAAUUUGGUCCGAAGUACCUGAAACUGCAUAGAAAAAAUGUUCCUCUAUGGGCCAUUGAAGGAUUUGCAUGUCUCUUUGGAACCAUUACCUUGAAGUCCUUGAUGUGUCUGAUAUUUGGAAUAACUGAUGAUGCUCAUAUAACCAAUCUUUUAAAGGCAAAAUUUACUAGUUAUAGAGAUUUUGAUACAUCAAUGUACACCUGUGCUGUGGAGUUUGGUUUCUUGAGUAUUGAGACUCCAAUAAACUACAUGAAGACACUGCUGCUCCCAGUUGUUCUUGUUGUUUUUUCAGUAAUCGUUGUGAAGGCAGUUCAGUAUAUCAUGGGUCACGGAAGAAGACAGGGGGAUCCUUUUAUUCAUGGAGAGAUAGUGUACCAUGCACUGCAGCUUAUGUUUUUUACAGUUCUUGCUUUUUUAAUUAUGAGAUUAAAGCUGUUUCUAACACCUCAUAUGUGCAUUAUGGCAUCUCUGAUAUGUUCAAAACAACUGUUUGGAUGGGUCUUCCACAAAAUCCAGCCUGCAACAUUUGUCAUUGCAGUUUUAGCAAUGAUGUCAUUUGAAGGAAUAGCAAACAUUCAAAAGGAAUGGAAAGUUAAGGGAGAAUUUAGCAACUUGCCUCAGGAGGAACUUUUAUUGUGGAUAACAGCAAAUACCAAACAAGAUGCAGUUUUUGCAGGUACAAUGCCUAUAAUGGCAAGUGUAAAAUUGUCUACCCUUCGACCAAUUGUGAAUCAUCCUCAUUAUGAAGAUGCAGGGUUACGGGCAAGAACAAAAAUAGUUUAUUCCAUGUAUAGUCGAAAACCAGCAAAAGAGGUGAAAAGGAAUUUAGUAAAGAUGGGAGUGAAUUACUACAUUUUAGAAGAUUCUUGGUGCCUCAGACGUACUGGGCCUGGCUGUAGCAUGGCAGAAAUUUGGGAUCUAGAAGAUACUAUCAAUGCUGGAAAAGUUCCAUUAUGCAACGUUAUGAGCAGGAAUUCCAGACCAUACUUCAGAACAGUAUUCAACAACAAUGUAUUCAAAGUAUUAGAAGUUACUGCAUAAUGACAGUACAACAUACUGAUUAGAAUACUGGACUUUUAAACAUAAGAAAAUGAAAAUAUUUUCAAAUACAAUAGGAUCCCCAUAUCUGCAGGAAUAGGAUCCAUGGUUUCACUUUCCAGUGGUUUAUUACAGCCCUAUAUACAUCAUACAAGAAUGCCCAAUUGUGGCCUUUGUCCCACCUCCUUGUAAGUUUUAUAUAUAUAUAGGGUUCAUACAUCCACAGUUAUAGUUAUCUAUGGUAGAUCAUGGAACCAGUCCACUGUGGAUACUGGGGUCCUGCUGUAUGACUAUUUUAUUCUUGGGUCAGUUUUUUUAAAAUUUGCUGUGCAAAUGUUUCUGAUCUAAACAAAUAUUGAUCCAAAGCACAUAAGGAAAACUGGCUAUCUUUAAACCUUGAAUAACUAGGAAAUAACCAAUGGUGAUACAGGAUUUUAAGAUGCCAUACAUAGUCAUAACAUAUUGUUAAAUUCAUAUCCCCAGCAUGCUUUUCAUAUCAUGCUUUAUAAAUCUGUACAGUUUUGUGAAGAAGUUGAAUAAUUUCCACUAUUGCGUUUAUAUGCAAGAGACUGUUAGUUUUAUUGAAACUUUUUUAAAAGUGUCAUUGAUAUUUUUAGGUCAUUCUAGAGUAAAUUGUAGUUUUUAGAUCAUUUUAGAACUUUUGUUCUAUGUGGAGAUUGUUCUGAACAACUUUGGCCUUAUACACAAGAACAUACAAAAUACAUAUUCUGCCAUUUUUCUUUGGGAGUUGCCAGAAUCAGACUAGUGAAACUAGAGAUGCUGACUCAGAAGCAGCACCCAGAGGAGGUGAGCAGAGAAACCAGAGUGCUGCCUCUGAGUGGGCGCCUGCUGGAGGAGGCAAGCCUGGGAACUGCAGAGCAUCUGUUGGCCAACUGUCAGAUCUGCACAAACUAGUGAUUUUUGCCAAUCUCUAACUGAAACUCAUUUGCUGUAAGCCGUAUUUUUGUGACUAACUAUUGAAACGUUUGCUAUCACAAGUUUUGCUAACAAAUUUUGCACAUAUUAAACUUUAGCAAGGAGAUUAUUUCCCUUUGUGUAGUAAUACAGAAGACAUUUGUUCUCUUUGCAGAAGAAGUCUAAAUUGAUAGGACAUAAUACAUUACACAAUAAAUAAAAUAUAACCAGUCAGCCAGGGUAAAACAAAAUACCAGAUAAACUUUUUGUGUGUGUGUAGCUUCAGUACACAUCUUCAGAUAAAGUUACCAUUUGACAGGGAAAUCAGCAACAUGACAAACAUUAAUACAACAGUAUUCUUUUGUCAAAUUUUUAUAGAAGUGUAAUUUGAUUUCUGCCAUGAGUAAGAUUCUGGUGAUGAUGCACACAUUUCGGAUUGGUAGUCCAGAUUUGUUGAGUGGAGGAAGAAGAUAUGCUGCAGAAACAACUAUAUGCUUUUGAACUGCCAAAAAAAAAAA